ACGGAAGCAAAGGAGAUUUCCAGAAAAGACUUGUGGAGCCCAGAAACGUCGGUCGUAGUUUCUCGCAUUGGCGUGGCUUCUUAGUUUCCUUUCCAAAGCCACACACAACGAUUACAAAGAACAUAGUGUAUUUCACUUUCUGUACCGUGCUUUUCGAGUUUGAAGCGUCUGGGCUCGUUGUAGCACGCAUAACUGUAAGUUAAGACCAUCAGUAUGACGACCAUUGACUACAGCGUGUGGGACCAUAUCGAGGUGUCAGACGAUGAAGACGACACACACCCUAACAUCGAUACGCCUAGUCUUUUCAGAUGGCGACACCAGGCGCGAGUGGAGCGGCAGGAGGCCUUUCAGAAGAAGGGCGAGGAGAUGGAGAAGGUGCUGACCGACAGCAAGAAGAAGCUGGCGGACGCCCAGAAGAAGGUGCGCGAUCUGGAGGGCGCGGCCACCGACGAGGCGAAGGCGGAGCUGGCGAAGGCCCAGACGGAGGAGAAGCAGGCACGGCGGGAGGAGCGCGCCGCCGAGAAGAAGCUGGACGAGUACCGGCGCGAGGAGAAGAAGCAGCCCUGGAACAUCGACACGCUCUGCAAGGAGGGAUUCAGCAAGAGUGUGGUGAACAUCAAGCCUGAGGGCGAGGAGGAGACGGAGGACCAGAAGGAGGAGAAGCACAAGUCCUUUGUGGAGAAGCACGAGAAAGAGAUCAAACACUUCGGUAUGAUGCGGCGCUGGGACGACAGCCAGAAAUACCUGUCAGAUAACCCCCACCUGGUGUGCGAGGAGACGGCCAACUACCUGGUGAUCAUGUGCAUCGACCUGGAGGUGGAGGAGAAACACGCGCUGAUGGAGCAGGUGGCCCACCAGACCAUCGUGAUGCAGUUCAUCCUGGAGCUGGCCAAGAGCCUCAAGGUCGACCCCCGCGGCUGCUUCCGCCAGUUCUUCACCAAGAUCAAGACUGCAGACCAGCAGUACCAGGACGCCUUCAACGAUGAGCUGGAGUCGUUUAAGGGGCGUGUGCGCGGGCGGGCCAAGAUCCGCAUCGAGAAGGCCAUGAAGGAGUACGAGGAGGAGGAGCGCCAGAAGAGGCUCGGCCCCGGGGGCCUGGACCCCGUGGAGGUCUACGAGACCCUGCCCGAGGGGAUGCAGAAGUGCUUUGACGAGAAGGACAUCUCGUUGUUGCAGGAUGCUAUCAGCAAAAUGGAUCCUACGGAGGCCAAGUACCACAUGAAGCGCUGCAUCGACUCUGGGCUCUGGGUUCCCAACUCACGGACGGAUGGCGACGACGAUGACAAGGAGGACGACAAAGACGACGAGCCAAAGUAUGAAGAAGUGAAGAGAGAAACAGCGGAAGAAAAGAAAGAAGAGAAAUGACUUUGACAUCCAAAACUCUCCAAUAGCCCCCCCUCCCUCCCCUCCCCUUUCCCCCCCUCUCCAUCCUCUCAUGAACCUGUUUCUAGCCCUCUCCAAACGUCUCCCUUUACUCCUAGCCCAAACCAAAACUACAUUUUCCAGGGUACUCUCUUUCUUCGCCACACUUCCUCAUCCUGUAUUAAAGCAACUGGUCAUGGUUUCCAAAUGUUCUUGGUGCAGUGGUUAUAGCCCAAUGGGAGAGCAGUCUCACCUACAGAAAUGCUCAUGUAAAUCCGGUGUGUUUUGAAAUGGUGUGGUGGUUAUUAAGCAAAUUAUCAGCUUCUGCUAACCACAGCUUAAGUGUUGCCAGCUCUAAGCUGAUUCACACUAGCGGUAUUUAGCAAGUGUCCAGUCGUAGGACACUAGGGCUUUUCAACUUAACUCAGUGCAACGCGUUAGCACAGACAUUAACACAUCAGGUAACACCUGUUAAUGAGCUGGUGAAUAAAAGAUUUGAAGUGUUUUUUUUUUUUUGUAAAAAAUCGGAUCCUCCCGAGGCAUUCUCCUAGGUGAGAACUAGAACCGUAGAUCUCCUCCGAUGUGGUUAUGGCUGGGGACGCGGCGCAGCACUAAUCCACAGUCUGGUUCUGGUGGCGCUGCUCACACCACGACCUUCGCCUGAGUGGGACCGGGCCCUGAUGUGGGCCAGACCCGCUCCACAGCCAUGGUAACAGUCACAACCAUAUAGCCAUGGUAACAGUCAACAGUGCUGCUGAGACUCAAAUGAAGUGCUGUGGGGGUUUUGUUUUUUGUUUUUACUUUUUUUUUCUGCUAUGCCUAAAGCAGGAUGAGGAAAUGUGAUUAUCAGCUUUUGGAGAUGUGCACUCUCUCUCUCUCUCUCUCUCUCUUCCUCUCUCUCUUUCUCUCUCUCUCUCUGUCUGUCUGUCUUUCUCUCCCUCCCUUCUAUUUGACCCAUAAUCCUGUUUGUCCUGCAUGGCUGAAGCCACACCCCCCCCCCCACACACACACACACACACUCACAUAUACUCUCUCUUCCAGCUCUUCAAUUAACCCCACUGUCUACCCUUUUCUUAGAUGCACAAUGCCAUUUUAAGUUUAUUCGUUUUGUUUUGUGUUUUUGUUUUAGUUUGAAGGUUUUGGUUUGUUUUGUAUUACUUACUACGAUAUGAUUGUCACUGUUGGUUAGACAGAAACUAGGCUAAGCUCCACGGGGUGACUCUGGCCAAUGAUGUCAAGGCACAGGUGACGGGUGACCAACCAGUCCAAAAUAACGGCUUUUUUUCGGGGGCCAUUAAACGACCUCGCUCUGACUGGGGUGACGGAGUAAAAGCAUGCUGGUGUGAAUGUGGAGCCCUCGCUCCCCCCACCCCCACCCCCACUCCACCACCACUUCCCCUGUCGUCUACAUCAUCGAGAGUCACACUCGGGUCACGUCUUUUCACCGAUGAUUUUUUUUCAGACCCCUCACCACGACUGACACCCGCCACCAUUUUAGCACCCUCAUCCUUGACCUUUGACCCCCGGGCUCCCCCCCCACAUCAACGUUCAACCCCUACUCUUUUUACUAGGGAUCGUGUGUUUGUGUCUCUUAGUAAAGGUUCUGCUGUAUAAAACGAA
Messenger RNA from Sardina pilchardus (European sardine), 2982 nucleotides. RefSeq names its product cell division cycle 37 homolog (S. cerevisiae) (gene cdc37). NCBI's taxonomy places the organism in Eukaryota, Metazoa, Chordata, Actinopteri, Clupeiformes, Clupeidae. The transcript is spliced from 9 exons. Bases 214 to 1365 code for a protein of 383 amino acids. Gene Ontology annotation, molecular function: protein-folding chaperone binding; heat shock protein binding; protein kinase binding. The record is from RefSeq and is a predicted model, not a curated record. Gene Ontology annotation, biological process: protein stabilization; protein folding. Gene Ontology annotation, cellular component: cytoplasm.